Lytechinus variegatus (green sea urchin) is the source of this 1440-nucleotide messenger RNA. Its product is annotated as putative protein TPRXL. The transcript has a single exon. Bases 373 to 1410 code for a protein of 345 amino acids. The record is from RefSeq and is a predicted model, not a curated record. Lineage: Eukaryota; Metazoa; Echinodermata; Echinoidea; Temnopleuroida; Toxopneustidae.
CAAAUAUUGGAAGUGCGGCUUUCAAAAAUCGUUUUUCAAUAGCCCAGCUGAUUUUCGUCGAAUGGGGUUAAAUGUGGAUAAAGUCUGUAUAUACCAAACACAUAAAAAGCAAACAUAAGUCGCAAAGAGCGCAGAUGUUUUGCAAACUUCUCUGCACACCUAGUUGACUCACUCACGCACACGCACUUCGCUCUAAUCUGGGUAUGCUUGAUUCAUUUUUAUUUUCUCUCUCUCUCUUCGAAGACAAAACUUUUGAUGCACAUUGUUCCAAAGUUCGACGAUAGUAAUGCACUUUGCUCAGCAGACGUAUUGUCUAUCAGGUAAAGUUUGUGGAAACUAACCCCGCAGCAGUUGGAUCGCUUUCAGUCAGCUAUGGCUUCGUGUCAGGAUGGUUGUGAUUUAAAACCAAACCAAGAAACGGUUGUCGACAAUGAGUCAACGUGUGGCCAGAACGAUUUUCAUCAGCUGCCGUCCGUGACGGUGCGUGAUGCAAGGACUUUAUCGAUCAGUAGUGCCACCAGCAAAACCAGCGACUGCAGAUAUAGUUCCAGUGAAAGCUAUAGCCCAUUCAGCAGUCCUGAGAGCUCUCCUAACUCAUCGUUGAGUUCUUCAUCAUCAUCAUCAUCAUCAAGCGACAUGAUGGAGCUUGGUAGGAGAGGAUCUCACCGGUCUUCACCAACCAACAUGAGUGAUAAGGGAAGAUCAGAAGUGCAUUUGGAAUUGGAUGCCUUGGAAUCGGGAGUGAGCCAAAUGAGGGAUAAGUUUGAGGAUUUGAGCAGCAAUAAUAACAAUCUGCAUUUCAGCUCACCUACCAAAGAUAAAUUACGGUACAACCGCCGUAGUCUGGUGAGAUCGAGCAGCAGCGCUUGCAGUAGCAUCUCAGAAAACAUGGAAGAUGAGUGCUCAUCGGAAGAAUCUGACGCUGACAGGAACUCUUCCUCCUCGUCUUCCUCCUCAUCACCUCGAAACAAACCGCCUCUUCAGAGGAGUAAUGCCAUUCGCGGGGAUGAUAACAUCCAGCCAUCUCCUCGGAGCCUCAGUCCCAUUAGCCCCGUCGAGGAACUGGAAACCUACUCGGGGAUCAAGACGGUUGUAAGACGACCAAAGAAAUCUCAAAAUGGGGGAAGUAGCCCCAGCUGGAGAUGGAGCGUAAUGGGCGUGGGUACUGGGGACUAUGAUGCGGUUACCAAGGCAUCCUAUAAAGGGCGUCACCCGCCUCCAGUUUCGACGUCGACUCCCACUGGUAGUAGUAACCAUGGUAAUGGACACGCCCCAGUGUUAAGAAGGAGUUCGGUGGGGUUGUCAUCAACGUCAACGUUGGUAUCACCGAGGUCGAAUAAGUUAUCAACGGAGUUCAGAAGAUUAUCACUGCAGAUGGAUAUGCCAUGGAGAGGUAGGUAUCAGAGAUAACAUGUCACCCUUUAUCAUGUUUUUCGUAUA